Colletotrichum karsti is the source of this 2793-nucleotide messenger RNA. RefSeq lists its product as uncharacterized. Bases 1 to 2793 code for a protein of 930 amino acids. Lineage: Eukaryota; Fungi; Ascomycota; Sordariomycetes; Glomerellales; Glomerellaceae. The record is from RefSeq and is a predicted model, not a curated record. The transcript has 2 exons.
AUGGAAGAAGACCUCGACAGCCCCACGGAUGUCUCACCACCACCGAGCCGUCAGAACCCCGAUCCCGCCCCAUCACGAAUCCCGAGGCCGUUGCCUCCGGCCGCCCUCCAGAACAAAGAUGGGGGCAUCGGCAUGGCCAUUUCGCGGCCGACGCAGAUUCCGCAAUGGCCGCUACCCGGGCCCAUCGCGAACCCGUCCCCGGAACCGUACCAACCUCCCCCAGGACGAGGACCACCACCACAACGGCCUCCUCGCCCGAGUCGAGUGCCUUCCAUUCUCGACAGCUCACGAGUGCAGGAUCACACUCCUGUCUUCCAAUACACACCGCAAAUCGGAAGAGAAUCGACGUUCAGCCAAGAUCCCUCAUCCGCACCACUAACCCCGUCGUCAAGACAUACGCAGUCUUCUCUGUCGUCUGUUGGAUCUAUUCCGGAUUUCCCACUACCAGCGGCCGCACCUCCCGCCCCCAUGCCGCCACCACCUCCGCCAGUAGCUCUGCCACGGCGAAGCGUUACUCUCGGGCCGCCACCUUCGUCUCGUCGCGGCGACUCCUCCUUUUAUUCAAAUGCUUCAUUCGUGUCCCCGAUUCCCGAGGAAAGCCCCCGGACACGGUCACAUACUUCUUUUGCUUCCAGCGCUGCUAUGCCAGAGAGCUGGGGUAGUCAGUCACCAGGAUUCAGCCCAGGAUACCCAGACGAGUUUUACGAGGACGAUGCGUAUUCCACCGAAGACGAUGAAAACAGCCACACGAGCAGAGCAAGUACGUCACAAUAUGGCGAUGUGGGAGACGAAAGCAAGCUGGUGAGGAGUGCCAGCGUCGGUAAGAUGCAAAAGCCGUCAAUCGUGAUGAACCGAGCCCCUAGUGGUGGAGAUCCUGUACCACAGGAGGUAUUCAGACCGACGCCGUCACCACUGCAAAACCAACUCCCGCACAGUCCCUUCGACAACGGCACGGGCUAUCUUGAAGGAUCGAGUUCCUCAGGGACCGUUCCUACGAUGGCAGCUACAGCAACCACUCCGUCACUAACAGCUGAUGCCAUGCUGGGUGCUUUUGCUGCUGCGAGCUCGACAGAUCCCGUUGAGAUGAGGAAAGUCACACCAUCGCCGCGGCCAUACAACCGCUUGUCGGCAAUCCGUCGCCCUCCGAAACUGGGUCUCGAUAUGAAUUCCGUUAGAGAAAUGGAGUCGAGGGGCAGUAUGACCAGCUUACCGGACUUGAUUAAACGCGCCACUCGCCUAGCCGCCCUGAUUGAUCGAGGACGUAGACCGGCUAGCAGGUUCGACAUGGACGGAGAAUGGCCAGAUGAGAAGGCUUUCGGGCGUGAGGGGGAGGUUCAAAUGGCCAACAUGUCGGCUGCCGAGAAACAUCAAUCCGGUCUGUCUGAUAUGUUGGCCGCGUUUCCACCACCGGCAACGACCCCCAACCCGCCCCAACGCGGCAGCUGGUUCAGACGGAACUCCAAUGGCUCAUGGCCUCUGGCACCGGGGAGCCGUGGUGGCACCCCUCAACCCAUCACUCGUGUGAUGGCGGCCAGAUCGUCACCGUUGGCCAGACUCGAGUCCAACAGUGACGAAGGAUCAAUCAAGCGGAAGAGGAAAUGCUGCGGUCUCCCUCUCUGGGCUUUCAUUCUCAUUGUUCUUAUUGUCUUGGGCAUCAUCGCUGCUGCCAUCAUUGUUCCUCUGGAGUUCUUCGUCUUCCGCAAAAAUCGGACAGGCAGUACCCCUACCACGGAGCCUGCGUUAGGCCAGUGCCAAAACCAGCUCAAGUGCGAGAACGGCGGCACCAACGUCAUUUCGCAAAACGUUUGCUCAUGCAUUUGCACAAACGGAUUUACCGGCCAGACGUGCACCGUGGCCGGAGCUACGGGAUGCACAACGACCAAUCUCACCGGAACUUCCUCUAAUAUCAAUAAUGUCACCCUCGGCCAGGCGAUCCCCCGUCUCCUCCAGCAGUCACAGACCAACUUUACCGUUCCGCUCGAUGGGACUGACAUUCUGGCCAAGUUCAACACGGAAAGCCUGUCGUGCAUCGCGCAGAACUCGCUUGUCACUUUUGACGGGCGCUCCAUGCGCCAGGGCACCACGACUGGAGCCGAUGUGGUCGCUAACGUGGGCGUGAACGCCGACAGCGUCCCCAUCCAAAUCAUCACGCUUCUACCCGGCCAAGCGACGACAAUCACCUUCAACUUCAUCGAGACAGGAGCCGUCAUUGGUCCAUCUGGCAAUAUCGUUGGAGGAUUCACAACUCUCACAGGCCCGUUUCGCGUUACCACCAUCCACGCUUCAAGCUCAACGAUGUGGGCCACCAUUCCCAUGAUGCCUACGCCAACGCCGCCGACAUCGAUUUCAACGGUACCGAUUACCAUGCCCACCAUCCCUCCAGCGACGUCUGUACCGCCAACGUCAACAAUGACCACGCCGACAACGACACAGGGCCCUCUUGUUCCGUCGGUCCCUGUAUCUCCGUCUCCGUCACCAACUCCCAUGUUCACCGUCACGGAAGAGACGCUUGACUUUGCCAGAGUUUCGGUUCUGCUCAUUCUGCAGCGGCAGAGUCUGAUGGCAGCUACGACGGCGCAAACGGUACUCCAGCGAUUCUUCACGCAAGCUGGUCAGGGUACUCGAAUGGCGAACGGCGGUGUUCCCAUCAGCCAAGCGCUGAACGUGACACUCGGUGGAGGCAACUCGGUGGACUUGGUUCACUUCCUCAUCACUAUUCCCGGCGGCGUGGUGGGCAGCAACAGCACAACCACCGCAUCAGCAUCAGGUGUUGUGGCUGCGGAAGGUAGUUAA